AUGAGUUCUUACCAGCAGAAGCAGCCUUUUACCGCACCUCCUCAGCCUCAACAACAUCAAGUGAAGCAACCUUGUGAGCCUCCAUCACAAGGACAAUUUGUUCCCAUGACCACCACGGAGCCAUGCUGUACAGAUGUUCCACAACCAGGAAACACCAAGAUUUCAGAGCCAUGUAAUACCAAAGUGCCUGAGCCAGGCAGCACAGUUGUCCUUGGGCCAGAUUAUACCACAAUGCCUGGGCCAUGCUCUACUAACAACCCUGAGCCAGAUUAUACCACAAUGCCUGGGCCAUGCCCUACCAACAACCCUGAGCCAGAUUAUACCACAAUGCCUGGGCCGUGCUCUACCAACAACCCUCAGCCAGAUUAUACCACAAUGCCUGGGCCAUGCUCUACCAACAACCCUCAGCCAGAUUAUACCACAAUGCCUGGGCCAUGCUCUACCAACAACCCUCAGCCAGAUUAUACCACAAUGCCUGGGCCAUGCUCUACCAACAUCCCUCAGCCAGAUUAUACCACAAUGCCUGGGCCAUGCUCUACCAACAUCCCUCAGCCAGAUUAUACCACAAUGCCUGGGCCAUGCUCUACCAAUGUCGCUGAACCUGUCUAUGUAAACACCUCAGAGCCCAACUAUACCAAAGUCCCUGAUCAGGGCUACACUAAGGUACCUGGCCAGGGAUAUUCUAAGGUACCAGAGCCAUGCCAGUCUAAGGUUACUGAGGUAUACCCUACAAAUGUCACUCCAGAACUAACUCAGCAAAAGAUGAAGCAGAAGUAACAUAGUCCUUAGCCAGCCAUGUCAUUGAAGAGCCAAUCACUUGUUGCUGAACUCAUUC
Phodopus roborovskii (desert hamster) is the source of this 835-nucleotide messenger RNA. RefSeq names its product small proline-rich protein 3. The coding region runs from base 1 to 777 and encodes 258 amino acids. The record is from RefSeq and is a predicted model, not a curated record. The transcript has a single exon. Lineage: Eukaryota; Metazoa; Chordata; Mammalia; Rodentia; Cricetidae.